Stylonychia lemnae is the source of this 1230-nucleotide messenger RNA. The record is from the annotation of a GenBank genome assembly. Lineage: Eukaryota; Ciliophora; Spirotrichea; Sporadotrichida; Oxytrichidae.
AUGUCGACAGUACUUGAUAAAAAUUGCAAGGUACAAAUAGAUCAGCAAUUCUGGAACCUAUAAAAGCUUAGAAAAGACUAAGGUGACUACAGACUAUCAUAUGAAACCUAAAAUGGGAGGAGAGACCUUUACUUUAACUUUUGCGAAUUCCCUCAACAUGUCUGCAGAGAUUAGCAAAGAGAUUAUGGCCAUAUCACUAAGCCAGAUGAUAGUUGUAUUCAUUUCACAGAAGAUAAUUCCAGAUCAAUAUUCAAAGAUUAAUUUUAAAACACAUUUGUGGACUUCAUUGAUCAAGAAGAUAAAUCGCUUGGUUUGUCUGUGAUCUACGAGAAUCCCAAGUAAAUCUGUGAAGAAAACAAACCCUACUAAUUAUUGUUGAAUUUACAUUGUGAUCAUACCUAUGACUAUCCAAGUAUUAAACUAGAUGAAAGAAUGGCUAUCAGGGAUUCAUGCUUAAAUGUAAUUAAUAUUAGGACUAGAUAUGGGUGUGCAGGUUCAAGUUUUGGAUUAAUGUGGGAAUUUAUGGACACCUACUUUGUAUUCUUUGGGAUUUACUUAUUCUUAACUGGAAGUUACUAUGUAUUAUUCUCGCUUGAAUACUACAAGAUAUCAGCUGCAUUAUGCUUUAUUCAAACAUUUUUCUUAUUGGGGCUGUGGAUAACAUUUUCUUUUAUCAUUAAACAAGAUUACAGUAGAAUAUAGCUAGGCUGGAUUUCAUUACCAGUAGCAAUAUUAUCAGGAGGACCACUAAGUUAUGUAUUAUCCAUAAAAGCAAAAUAAUCCACUGAUUUUAUGAUUAGUGCUCAAGGUGGCAUUGCUCUCUCAUUCUUGAUGGAAUCACUUAGAACAGAAAUUUUUCCAAAUUUAGAGAUUGCUUUUUACUUUAAAUAUUUGAUUGUUGCACUUUUAUUCGGAGUUUUUGGCGGGUUAUCAAUUAAGUUCCCUAGUAUUUUGAUGAUCUUAGGCAUUUGUUUAAGUGGAUCAUUCUAAAUUUGCAUAGUCAUUUUUAGUGAUCAUCUAUAUGUGAUAAAGUGGCAGUACAUUUUUUUCUUCACAACUAUUAUACUAAUGACUGCUGUUUCUUAUUACUUCCAAUUCAAAUACUAUAAUAAAUAAGAAUAGGGCUAUGAACCACUCGAAAAUGAUAGAUCUAAGAAUAGGCAAAGAGAUUAUUGGGCUAAUGCUCCUAGAGGUAGUAAGAAGCCGUUAAAUAAAGGAAGUCAUGUUUGA